Molecule: messenger RNA, 753 nt
Organism: Guillardia theta CCMP2712
Lineage: Eukaryota; Cryptophyceae; Pyrenomonadales; Geminigeraceae
Exons: 12
Coding region: 1-753 (250 amino acids)
Cellular component (GO): membrane
Source: RefSeq, a predicted model, not a curated record
AUGAUACCUGGCGCUGUGGCUGGAGCUGUAUUCAAUGUGUUUGCGGUGACUCGGGUUGAGCUCCUUGCUAAAGAAAUCUUGUUGAUCGCAAUCAUGGUAUCCGUCGCCGCCUCUAUCUUCUCCCUCAUCUUCAUAGAAAAGCCUUGCAGUCCGCCCAGCACGGAGGAAUCAGCCUCCACCAACGCUCCCGCCCUUUCCUCCAUCGUCACGAUGCUCAAGGACUACAACUUCCUCAUCCUUCUCUUCGUCUUCACCUUGGAUGGAUACGGAUGGGGUCUCAUCCUGGUCACUAGCAUCCUCAGCGACAUCGGCUAUGGGCAGACAGGAAGUCUUAUUGCUCAGCUCGGUCUUACCUUCUCUCUUGCUCCUAAGAUGUUCAGCUCCAUUGCGUUUUGCUUCUUCUGGGUCGGAUUCUUCACUUCUGCAGCUGCACCAAUCCUCCUGGAGUUGGUAGCUGAAGUCACCUAUCCCCAGCCAGAAAUCUACUCAGCAGGUGUCUGCCUCACAGUGUUUGGAGUGAGCACCUUCGGAUUCGUCCAGCUCAGUCAGGUGAUGGCCGUCUCCGGCAUGGCUGGAUACAUCAACUUCCUCUGGCUGCAGAACGUGCUGUUCUUCGUCAGCGUCGUCCUGGUCCUCUUCUCCUUCAAGGCAAAUUUGAAGCGCACAAACCGAGCACUGGAUCGUUCGCAAGUGCAGGGCGGCAUCUUGUCCGACCCUGUUGGCGAGGGGUUCGAACAGCCCUUGUCACCCUGA